AUGAAGGCACACACACACACACACACACACACACACACACACACACACACACACACACACACACACACACACACAGAUACCCCCACCUUUGCUCCCUCCAAACUCACAUCCUUAAACACAGUCAGCCAUCCAGCCGUGCCCCUGCAGACUCCCACCCAUCAUCCCUUCCUUCAGUCCCCCACCCAUCACCCCACUCCUCCCCUUCACAGCACCCUUCUCCAGACACCCAGUCCUUUGUCCACACUCUGCUCCACAAAAAAAAAAAACAUAUUUGAGGGCAAAACAGAUGAACAUGUGUUGGCACACACACACACACACACACACACACACACACACACACACACACACACACACACACACACACACACACACACACACACACACACACACACACACACACACACACACACACACACACACACACACACACACAUCACUUGCCUCCACACAAAUCCUAAAUUAUGGCAUUAUACACAUCAUAAUUCAGUCACAGGCCCAAACAGUAAUCUCCCCAAAUGCUAG
Molecule: messenger RNA, 522 nt
Organism: Labrus mixtus (cuckoo wrasse)
Lineage: Eukaryota; Metazoa; Chordata; Actinopteri; Labriformes; Labridae
Exons: 2
Coding region: 1-522 (173 amino acids)
Source: RefSeq, a predicted model, not a curated record